CUUGUGUAAAAGUAGGUGGACAAAUCUUAGAGACCAGUACCGUAAGUCAUUGAAAAAAAAGGAGACAGUCAGUGGACAAGCAGCGAAAAAAAUGAAAAAAUACAAAUAUGAGGACCAACUCAGUUUCUUAAGAACUUACUUCCAAGAAAGAGAUACUAUAUCUAAUAUAAAUUAUGAAGAAAGUACUACAGAUGAUGAAGGUUUAGGAAAUGUGGAAAAUGGACAAAAUGAAUCGUUCGAAGUAAAUGUUGUUGACAAACCUGACAUAACAGAAGAUGAUACAGCAAUUGUUUUGCAAACUUCAGCAGUUAACCGUAGUACAUCAGGUAAAAUAAAGAAACGUUGCGAAGAAAAACCAGUUGAAUCUGCUUCUUCGAUACUAAUGAAAUAUUUUAUAAAAGAGAAUGAGAAAGAACUAAAAGAAAAGUCACCAAGCGCUGAUCCGGUUGAUUCAUUUUUGAAUGGUAUUGGUGUAACAAUGAAGACAUUUACACCAUUCUAUCUGAAUUUGGCAAAAUCCAAAAUAUUUUCUAUUGUUCAGGACAUCGAUAUGCAACAAAUAAUGGAAAACCAGAAGCCUGAGACAAAUAGUUACAAUAAUCAUACACCGGCUACAUCUUUAUUUCAAAUGUCUGGGAAUCCCAGUGGCUCGUCAUCUCAAAUAAAUAACAGUUUGUAUCAAAAUCUAUUAUCAACACCACUAUCAUCCUCAUAUCCAAUUCACGCAAAUUAUUCAACUGCAAUUUUAAACACAGAAGGUACUCCGAAACUACCAAUAGAUAUAAAUCAAGAAAAUCAAACUCUAUUUUAUUCAAAUAUCAACCCACAAAAAUAAAUUUAAAAAA
Messenger RNA from Aphis gossypii (cotton aphid), 845 nucleotides. RefSeq lists its product as uncharacterized. NCBI's taxonomy places the organism in Eukaryota, Metazoa, Arthropoda, Insecta, Hemiptera, Aphididae. Bases 92 to 835 code for a protein of 247 amino acids. The transcript has a single exon. The record is from RefSeq and is a predicted model, not a curated record.